ACGCGCGCGUUUGGACGCCUAAAAAAAAAAAGAAAAGAAAAGACCGGCGUGCCCAGACCCCAGAGAAAGAGGAAGAGAGAGAGAGAGAGAGUGUUGAGAGACGUUGGGGUGGCACCAUGGUGCAACACACCGACAACAGCGAGACGGACGGGAGCAUGUCACGGGAGGCGACCGACUCGGAGGAGAGUGAAUUUAUGGCGUGCAGCCCGGUGGCCAUCAACCCGGACUGGUGCAAAACCGCCACGGGCCACAUCAAGAGACCCAUGAACGCGUUCAUGGUGUGGUCCAAGAUCGAGCGGAGAAAGAUCAUGGAGCAGUCGCCGGACAUGCACAACGCCGAGAUCUCCAAGCGGCUCGGCAAGCGGUGGAAGAUGCUGAAGGACAGCGAGAAGAUCCCGUUCAUACGGGAGGCGGAGCGGCUCCGGCUCAAGCACAUGGCCGACUACCCCGACUACAAGUACAGACCCAAGAAGAAACCAAAGCUCGACAGCUCCAAGUCGUCGUCGUCGUCGGCGCCGUCGCCGGAGAAGUGCGGCAAAAUGGCAAAGACCCCCAGCAAGAAGUGCAGCAAGAUCAAGACCAAGGGCGGCCCCAAGUCCUACGCGGACGAGUGCGGCGGCGUGUUCCCGGCCUUCAAGGCGGCCAAAGUCAUCAAGAGCGAGCCCGUGAGCGACGAGGAGGACGACGACGAAGACUUCGAGGAGGACUACCGUAUGCACCAGCACAUGCACCGCCACCAGCGGGUCGGGGGGAUUAAGGAGGAGCGCCUGAGGCCGUACAACGUCGCCAAAGUGCCCGCCAGCCCCACGCUGAGCUCCUCGGCCGAGUCUGAGGGGGCCAGCAUGUACGAGGAGCUGCGCGGCUCCACCAACACCGCCGCCAACAGACUCUUUUACAACAUCAAGAACAUUUCCAAGCAGAGCGCUUUGCACGCUGCUUCCGUCUCACCAGCAUCCUCCAGGUCGGUCUCCACAUCCUCCUCCUCCUCCUCAUCCUCCUCCUCCUCCUCUUCCUCAUCCAGCAGCUCCUCUUCCGAGGACGCGGACGAUUUGCUGUUUGACUUUAGUUUGAAUUUCGCCCCCAGCGCGUCUGGUUCGGAGCUGGGCAACCCCAAUUCAGGGAACCUGUCGUUGUCCCUUGUGGAUAAAGACCUGGACUCGUUCAGCGAGGGCAGCCUGGGUUCUCACUUCGAGUUCCCAGACUAUUGCACGCCUGAACUCAGUGAGAUGAUCGCGGGGGACUGGCUGGAGGCCAACUUUUCCGACCUGGUCUUUACAUACUGAGCGAAAAAGUAAUAACACGGAGGGGAGAAUUCAAUGAUAUGUUUGUCCUGAUCAAGUUGUCCCUAAAGACCCUGCCUCCCUCUUGUUUUGGGGGGGUGGUCCUGUGUUUCAGGACCAGCAGGCAAGGUGAGGUUUGAGAUGCUUAUGAAGCUGGUAGCAAAAAAAUUUAAAAAAACAAACAAACUUUUUUUUUAAUUGUUAUCUGGCAACAUGACAGGGUUUUAUGGAUUUUUUCCCCCCCUGCCACAUAAGGGGAAAAACACAAACUUCUAUGCAUCUUAUCCUCUUUUUAGACAAACUGCAGGGAGACGAAACUUGUGGACUGACUCGAAGCAAAUCUGUGAACUGUUCAGGAUGUUACUUUAACAAGAGAAAAAAAAAAAAUUCUGUAAUUUCUAAAUCAAAUGUUUUUGUUUUUUGUAACCGAUUCUGUUUACCUCCUCCUUGUUUGGAUAAAUUUGACAAACCUCAGCAGCGUACACACAACACGUGGAGGAAACAUUUUGAUACAUGACAGACCUCAUCUUUUUAAAAGAAAAAGUAAGAUAUUUUCAGGCAUAUUUUUGUACAGUCAAAAGGGAAUGUUCUUACUGUGCUUUCAGUGAGUUUCAGGCACUUCUUCCCUUUAUCCUUUUUUUGUUUGUUUUUACGCAUGCAAGGGAGUCCUGGUUUUAAGGAUUAAGUUAAAUUAAAACUUGCAUCAAAAAUGCCUUGUGAUUUUUCAGCUAGGUCUUUUGUACAGUUGUAGAGCAGAUUUGUUGAGUAUUUGUAGACAAUACAAUGGCGUCAUGGGGGAUACACAUACCUCAGAGCUGGAACUAGUUUCAAGAUUGUAUAUGUACUGUAAUAUAGUAAAGUUAGGAGUUUAUGUAUAUCAUACUCGUGAUAUGUGGAUGGGUCCCGAUCGCAGGUGUGAAACUGGAUUUUUUGGUAUUUUUAUGGCACAUACUGUUUUUUCGCCCCUCUCAUUUUUUUGUGCAAUAUAAUACUCUUUAAGAAACAGACCAUCAAAAAAUUGUAGCAAGUGAUGGGAAAAUUUGAACAGACUUGUGCACUGUCGACAUCGUCUCAUGUUAUGAUGCUGAAGCCUGUCCGGGCAGACAAAGAAUAAAAACAAAUCAGCUGGAACUGAUGCAAAACAAGUUCGUAUGGCCUGUGGUGUGAUGAAUACAAACACAUUUUGAAUGUUAUUGGAAAUAUUGUGGGGAGAACCAACCAGUUGACAUGACGAUUACUUCUGCAAAACGGCAUGGUGUGGUACAGUUGUGGUCAAAGCAAGCAAAAAAAAGUACAUUCCACACUCCUGUUUCAUUAAAUGAAACUUUAUUUUAAAACUGAAGACUGCCUUCUUUUUUAUCAUAAACCAUAAACCUGUAUUUUUUAUUUCUUGCACUUAAAAAAGCAGUUAUUUUUUUUUUAUGUGAGCCUCUCAUAUGAAGUCUGUUUGAUUUAAAAAAAAAAAAAAAAAAAAAAAAAGGUUUUGGACUACGACUUAAUUAUAUGCCGAGACAUUUUUAUUUUUCUUGUUGGAAGUUCUGGGCAGUCGUUACUUCGCAUUCCGAGUGUGAACCUGUCAUCUUUUUUGAAUAAAUAACAACCUACCACCAUAGACUGUCCUUUCAGUUUGUGAAUAUAUGUACACAACUGUUACUUGUUUUGAAAACGGAUGUGUUAACAGUAUGAUGCCUCGUUUGUAUUUAGGC
Molecule: messenger RNA, 2986 nt
Organism: Phycodurus eques (leafy seadragon)
Lineage: Eukaryota; Metazoa; Chordata; Actinopteri; Syngnathiformes; Syngnathidae
Gene: sox11a
Product: SRY-box transcription factor 11a
Exons: 1
Coding region: 117-1283 (388 amino acids)
Biological process (GO): neuron differentiation; negative regulation of transcription by RNA polymerase II; anatomical structure morphogenesis
Molecular function (GO): RNA polymerase II cis-regulatory region sequence-specific DNA binding; DNA-binding transcription activator activity, RNA polymerase II-specific
Source: RefSeq, a predicted model, not a curated record